Messenger RNA from Colletotrichum siamense, 753 nucleotides. RefSeq lists its product as uncharacterized. NCBI's taxonomy places the organism in Eukaryota, Fungi, Ascomycota, Sordariomycetes, Glomerellales, Glomerellaceae. Bases 1 to 753 code for a protein of 250 amino acids. The transcript has a single exon. The record is from RefSeq and is a predicted model, not a curated record.
AUGGCCUACCAUCACUCAAGCGGCUCAUCCGCUGGCUCAUCGUCGUUCCAGUUCCAGUAUGCACAGGUAGGCCACUCUUUCACCGGGCAUCCAGGUGCACCGCAGCUCAACGGGCCUCCUCUGCAGCCGUUCCAAGAGUCUCAAUUCGACAUCUUCGAGUGGUAUCCAAAGUUCCAGUCUUGCCUACGCUAUUUUCUGGAUCACGCACAGUACACAGGGCCCAUUCAGGCAGUGGCUGCCUUCGUCAACAUCCAGCUGCCCUUCCAGAAGCCGCACAACCCGGUCCUCUCUUCAAAGCAGACCGGGCCCUCAUCCCCUGCCGGGCCCGGGCCUUCAACUCCGUCUACCGCCCGGGCAGCUGGGAAGUUGCCGCUUGGCGCCCAGUUACCGUCAGCCACCUACACGACACUGACGCCGUAUGUUCGCCGACUGGUGGCCACCGGCUUCGACUAUCCCGCCGUGUUACACGGCUUCUUUGGCGACGACUGGAUGGCCGGCAUUGGGCCCAUGCACGAAGCCGAGCGUCGCAACUACAUGUUCGCAGCCAAGAGCGAAACUUGGCUCAAAGUCAAGACGCAUUACGACAUGGACGGCGAGCAGCAGGUCCCCUUCCUCAGACCCCUGCAAAACGUCACCGAGAAGGAGAUCCAAGGCGCAGAGUCCAGCUGGAGCGAGUGGCUGGCCAUGCAGGAUUGGAUGCUGGGUCCGCGAGCCCCUGACCAAGGACCGAGGAUCAAAGUAGAGGACGAAUAG